GAACUUAAAUGGGAUCAUGCUGCACUAGUUCUUAAGGACAGGAAAAGAAUUGUCAGAUCAUCUUAUAAACAUAAAUACAAAAUACUAUCAUUUCUGAGUAUGAUCUUAAAUAUCAUAAACAAAUUCAAUUCAUCUAGGGUAGGAUUGCCAGUUAUAUUUUAGCAUGUGCUAGAGGAUUUCUGGUGAGGAAAAGAUAUUAGAGUCUUAUUCAGAAGUUGCGAAAAUAGAAAAUGGUAAAAAAAGAAUAAAACCACUAUUCUAAUGAGUUAAGUUUCAAGGACUCCUCACCCUUCCAAGACACCAAAAUCACUCAUAUGCCUAAAAGUCAACAUCAACAAGUCUAUAGGGUGAAGAAAUUAGCAAAAGUACCUGAGUAUUUAAGCAAUAGAGUAAACAAGGUAAUAUGACAUUUUAUUUUAAUUGAAAGAUUCUGUAAUUAUAUACAACAUUUUAAUAUGACAGUGAAGAAGACAAUAAAUUUAAUUUUCCAAUAUAUUAACUUGAUGAUGGUUGCAUUUACCACGGAUAGUGGAAGAAUGGGUAAGCAAACUAUUUAUUCAGUCAUAGACAUGGAUGCGGAAAGUAAUAUUGGUUAAAUGGGACAUUUUACGAAGGAUAUUGGGCAUUCAAUAUGUUUGAUGGUCGUGGUAGAUUGGUUCAUAGUGAUGGCAACAUUUAUGAAGGAGAAUUUAAAAAUGAUAAAGCUUCUGGUGAAGUAAAUAAAUCAUUCAUUUCUAGGGGAUAUAUUACAGUAUUGAUGGAUUGAAAUACGUAGGACAAUGGGAAAAUAAUGUAUAAAAUGGACACGGAAUGGAAAUAUGGCAUGAUGGCACUACUUAUGAUGGAGAAUAUAAAAAUGGACUAAAAAAUGGAUAGGGAGUAUUCAAAUGGUCAGAUGGGUCAAUGUAUACAGGAUAACUCAUCGAUGGCAAUCUUGAAGGAAUCGGAUAAUUAAAAUGGGAUGAUGGUAGAGUCUAUGAGGGAUCUUGGAAGAAUAAUUGUAUGCAUGGACAUGGAGUACAAAACAUCUUAUCAUAUUUAGUAAUUUAAAUGGCCAGAUGGGAGGAAAUACGAAGGACAAUACAAUAAUGGAAUUAAAGAGGGAGUGGGAUAAUUUGAAUGGCCUGAUGGUAGAGUAAUAAUUAUAUCUUUAAUUUUAGCUGUAUAAAGGAGAAUGGUUGAAUAACAAAUAACAUGGUAUAGGUAUUUAUUUAGGAUACAAUGGAAUCGAAAAAGAAGGAGAAUGGUCUGAUGGAAAACUUGUCAGAUGGAAUAAAGGUAAAGCAAGAAUGUCAAUAAUUUGA
Molecule: messenger RNA, 1304 nt
Organism: Paramecium octaurelia
Lineage: Eukaryota; Ciliophora; Oligohymenophorea; Peniculida; Parameciidae
Source: the annotation of a GenBank genome assembly